GAAAUAGCAGUUUUGAUGAUACAAUCAGUUGAGCAGCCCUACCAGUUGCCCUAUGACGAUCUCCCGUAAUACGAGCGUCAUCAAGAUUGUACAUCAACACCCCAACGGUUCUGUGCUCACACCGUCAUACUAAUGUCAUAGGCCACUUCCAUUUCCCAGCGUCACACCGGAAGGCAUGCGAGAUAUAAGAUGGCCGUUGCGAGGUCCACAUCCUGCCGCUCCACCAGCGCAUCGUUCCCAAGUCAUCAUCCACCAUGGACACGAUCGCCAGAAAAGUUGCCGAAAACUUCGGCGGUGAAAGCAAUCACCUCGUCCCCGAAGCCAACCAAUUCUCCCUCGACCAAGUCCCCAACCUAACCGGCAAGGUCGCCGUCGUGACCGGCGGCUCCGAAGGCAUCGGCUACGGCUGCGCGCACACGCUCCUCGCGCACGACAUCUCCAAACUCUUCCUCCUCUCGAUGAGCUCCGACGUCAAGGACCGCGGCAUUGCCGCGCUGCGCGACGACCUCGGCGAUGCCGCCAUCCAGAAGAUCGUGUGGAAGCAGUGCGACCUGGCGGACUGGACGCAGACGGGGACGACGGCGCUGGAGAUCGCGCGGGAGACGGACCGGCUGGACAUCCUCAUUAACAACGCGGGGCGCGGGGUCAUGUCGCGGCAGCUAGCGCCGACCAACGGCGUCGAGCUGACCAUGGCGACGAACCACGUCGGCCACGCCGUGCUAACGUCGCAUCUCCUCCCGCUGCUGAAGAAGACCGCGGAAGCGGGGAACGUCGUGCGCGUCGUUAACCUAUCGUCCAACGUGCACGAGUCGGCGCCGCCGGAGACGCAGUUCGCGUCGGUCGCCGAGCUGAACGAGGACUACAACCCGAACAAGCUCUACGGGCGCUCAAAGCUCGCGACGCUUCUGGACGCGAAAUACCUCGCGACGCACCUUUCCGCGACGCAUCCGCGGAUCCUUGUGAACGCGACGCACCCCGGGUUCGUGGACACGCGGCAGUCGACGGAGCAUAUCCUAGAGGCGUACCCGAUCGCGGGCCACCUGAUGAAGGAGGGGAUCGCGCCGUUCAAGAAGGACGUGUUCGAGGGGUGCGUGAGCACGAUGUUCGCGGCGACGGUGACGGAGGGGACGGGGCAGUAUAUUUGUCCGCCGGCGAUCGUGGAGAAAGGGGGGGAGAAGGCGAAUGAUUUGCAGUUAGCGGAGCGGUUGAUGAGGUUGACGAGGGAGGUGGUGGAGGAGAAGACGAGGGGGGAGAGUAGGGAGAAGGGAUGCCCUUUUAAAGAUUAUUGAGCUCGUGGGCAUCGAUGCCGCAUCGUGAUGACUGCGGCUAUCCAAUUCUCACCUUCUAGAGUCCGGGGAAAGGGCAAUGGUCACGAUCACAAAUUAAACAAAGAUGUUUCAAUUUUGAAUGACAUCUUCCAUUGAAACGCUAUCUAAUGUAUCGCCAUUCGGGAAACUCGAAACUUUUUACGUUCAUCCGGCCAUCAAGCAUGAAAAGGGCGACUACCACCAAUCCUAGACUCCUGCCGUUCCAUCCAC
Molecule: messenger RNA, 1538 nt
Organism: Eremomyces bilateralis CBS 781.70
Lineage: Eukaryota; Fungi; Ascomycota; Dothideomycetes; Eremomycetales; Eremomycetaceae
Product: NAD(P)-binding protein
Exons: 1
Coding region: 255-1289 (344 amino acids)
Source: RefSeq, a predicted model, not a curated record